UCACCAAUGGAAUCUUCAAAAACAAAACGAUUUAAAUUCCUGUCAAAUUUUUCGAUUUUGUGAUACGAAAACAGGUAUAUAAACCUAAAACUUGUUUCACAAACCAUUUCCAAACGACACAAUGCAACUGGCCGUUUUGCUACUUUUGGUCGCUGUGGCAAACGCCCUACCAGCUCACCCAAGCACAACAGUUCGUAAUUACACGCCUAAUCAAUACGAGUUGGAGCAAAACAGGGCAGCAAGGUACAAAUUUUCGUCGAAUAUUGAGGACCAUAUCAGUGAUUUGAUGCAUCAAAGGGAUGAAGUGCGAGAUGGGUUGAAUGUGAAAGGAUCGUACUCGUACAGUGACGGGUACGUGAAAAGGACAGUGCACUACGAGGCUGAUGAUAAGGGUUAUAGGAUUACAGGGCAAGAAGAGACGCCCCUGGAUGGGCCCAAAAUUGAUUUGACUGGGACUGCGGCGGUUAGUAACGCCGCCCAUGGGACCCACAUCCAGUACCGGGUGCAGAGCAUACCAGUACCAGGACCAGUAGCCAAAAUUAUUGAUUAAAAUUAAAUAAAAGACUGGUUUUUACAA
Messenger RNA from Tribolium castaneum (red flour beetle), 577 nucleotides. It is a transcript of the gene Cpr51A, whose product is annotated as Cuticular protein 51A. The transcript has 3 exons. Gene Ontology annotation, cellular component: chitin-based extracellular matrix. The coding region runs from base 122 to 550 and encodes 142 amino acids. The record is from RefSeq and is a predicted model, not a curated record. Gene Ontology annotation, molecular function: structural constituent of chitin-based larval cuticle. NCBI's taxonomy places the organism in Eukaryota, Metazoa, Arthropoda, Insecta, Coleoptera, Tenebrionidae.